Gongylonema pulchrum is the source of this 1512-nucleotide messenger RNA. NCBI's taxonomy places the organism in Eukaryota, Metazoa, Nematoda, Chromadorea, Rhabditida, Gongylonematidae. The record is from the annotation of a GenBank genome assembly.
AUGUCACUUGCAGCUGCCUGCAAGCUUUUUCUCUGCUUCAUCCCCCUACGUUUAGCUGCACCCAGCAACCACUCAUAUCUCAACAGCGAUGCGCCACAACAGCCAGUCACCGAAACCAUUCCAGCUGUUUUUAUGCAAACGACCAGCUAUCUGCCACUUCUAAAUGAGUUUUCCAGGAAUCUAGCAGCAGAUGAGUCAAAUGCAGAUUUCAACGAAAACAUCGAAGCUGAUCUUUUCAAUGUUGAAAACACGUUUUGUUAUGAUGAGAUGGAAUGGUUCAUUGAUGAAUGGUUGAAAACAGUGGACAAUGCUGGUCAAAGCCCAGUCUCGAAUGAGAACUUGGCUGCCGAGCGAGGUGCUAUGGAUUUUGAAGCCAUGCUUCGCGUAACCGAACCGAAUGCAGUCCAAACUCCAGCUGCAACCUCGGAUGCUCUCACUGAUCAACCAGAACUGUGGAAUUCGAAACUUGAUGGCAACGCAUUUACAACUUUGAUUUCGAGAAAUGCUCUGGCUGCUGAUUUGGAUCAGCUGGAGCGCAUUGAGCAAAAGCCCAUUAAUUCUUAUGGCACAGUGACGCUGCACAGCAGUCCUCUUCUUACGGGCGAUACAGCACAGUUUCCUUCAGAUCUAGUGAACUCAUCCAGAAACAAUCGUGUAUCGGGAGAUUUCUCUUCGAUUCCUUCCACUGAUGUUGACAGCAGGUCACUUUCAAUACUUCUGCAAAGCCGCACCACUAAUAAACUCUGGUCAGAUGUAGCUUACCAGCAUGGUUCUGCUAGCGGAUCAAGUGCACUCUCCACGCUAAGACCCGUCGAUUUAGAACUUCGACCGAAUUCAUAUCUUUCUAUAGAUCCAUUUACAUCACAGGGCGCUACUGGAGGUCCGACAGUAUCAAAUCUUAUUGUGAACUCUGCUGCCAAUACGACUCUUGUGUCAGACACAUCAGACAAAUGCAUCGCCAUCAGGCAGCUAAAAAAGAAAUUAGAAAUUCCUGCUUUGCACUGGUAUAAUCCGAUUCCUUCUGUCCUUAAUCAUGUACCAAUUGGUAAAGCGAAUGUGACGGCGCCACUGCACUUUAUAACCAAACAAUCGACCAGCCCCAAAAAACCAACCAAAAAACUAACCACUUCCCAGCCAGAUCCUACCCAAACCUCAGUUCGAACUGGGUUGACCACAGUUUCAUUGGCCGGAACAAUCCCUUCUGCUCAAGCAAGCUGCAGCACGAAAUCAACCAAAGAGCUCACCUGCGGAAGAUGUGGCAAGCUGUUUUUUGCCUACCGCGUUUUCAAAAAACAUCUCAGCAGCCAUAACAAGAAAGGCGAAUACCGAUGCAACUGGCCCGAUUGCGGCAUUCACGAAAAAAGCUACAAACGCCUCUCACAGCACUACUUACAACACAUGCCGAAAAGUGAUAUACGCAAGUGCGAGGAGUGCGGCAAAACUUUUGACAGCCUCUUCCAUUCAAACUUGCACAAGCAAAGAGUGCACACCAAAGGUGAGCUUUGUUUCUGA